AUGUCUACAUCAAAAGACAAGUCUAAGGUCCACAAGCUGUCCUUGAAAGGAUCGGCCAAGCUGGUGGCAGAAUUUUUUGAAUAUUCCAUAAACUCGAUUCUAUUCCAACGAGGGGUGUACCCUCCAGAGGAUUUCAUGACUGUUAAGAAAUAUGGCCUGAAUAUGCUGAUUACCGCCGACGACCAGGUUAAAGCAUACAUCAAGAAGAUCAUGUCCCAAUUGAACAAGUGGAUGAUCGGUGGCAAGAUUUCCAAGCUUGUUGUGGUGAUUACAGAUAAGGAAACUGGAGAACAUGUGGAACGGUGGCAGUUUGAUGUCCAAAUAUUCGGCAAGCACAGCAAGAGCCAAGCAGCUCGCAAAACCGCCAACAAGGAAAAUGAUACCCCAGAUAAUGCCGAGUCCCAGCCCGUCGCCGUGGAAAAAUCAGAAAAGGAAAUCCAAGAGGAGAUCCAGGCAAUCUUCCGACAAAUUACUGCAUCUGUUACCUUCCUCCCUGUGCUUGAUGGAGAUUGCACAUUCAACGUCCUUGUAUACGCAGACGCCGACUCUGAAGUGCCCGUCGAAUGGGGCGACAGCGAUGCCAAAGAAAUCAAGAAUGCAGAAAAGGUACAACUCAGGAGCUUCAGUACCAACAACCACAGAGUCGAGACCUUGGUCAGCUACCGCCUUGCGGAUUAAAUGUGCUACUACAACUGUAUUUUCAAGUUGGAGGCGUUCGGGUUAUGUCGGUGUUAGAUUUGCAGGAAAUCCAUACAAUUUUAUCUCUUCAAGGCAUUCAUAUCACAUCAGAUGUCAUCAAUAGAUAAUGCUCUUAAUAAUGAUUGACGAGUC
Aspergillus ochraceoroseus IBT 24754 is the source of this 831-nucleotide messenger RNA. Its product is annotated as spindle checkpoint protein MAD2. Gene Ontology annotation, cellular component: nucleoplasm; cytoplasm; kinetochore. Bases 1 to 678 code for a protein of 225 amino acids. The transcript is spliced from 8 exons. Gene Ontology annotation, biological process: mitotic spindle assembly checkpoint signaling. The record is from RefSeq and is a predicted model, not a curated record. NCBI's taxonomy places the organism in Eukaryota, Fungi, Ascomycota, Eurotiomycetes, Eurotiales, Aspergillaceae.